This is a messenger RNA of Panicum hallii, 4607 nucleotides long. RefSeq names its product putative disease resistance RPP13-like protein 3. Lineage: Eukaryota; Viridiplantae; Streptophyta; Magnoliopsida; Poales; Poaceae. Gene Ontology annotation, biological process: defense response to other organism. Gene Ontology annotation, molecular function: ADP binding. The record is from RefSeq and is a predicted model, not a curated record. Bases 761 to 4426 code for a protein of 1221 amino acids. The transcript is spliced from 5 exons.
GUCGCCUUCCGGUCCCAGGCUCCCAGCUGCAAUGGCGCUCUCCCCGUCCGUCCCGGCGCGCCGCCGCAGGGCUCCAGGACCCGUCGUCGGCUGGCUCGAGCCGCCUGCCUCAUCCCGUUGGCCGCCGGCGACGUGUGCCGCUUGCCGUUUCGGAACCGGCGGUGGGUGCUGCCCCUCGCUCCAGCGACACCCCUGCCUCCGUCGAUGUAAACAUCAGCAAUUCGUCCCUCCACGGAGGAAAGAUCGAGAAUGACGGGGGGCAAAAUGCUGCGGGAUUUCUUGCUCUGCUGGUACCUGGGGCAAAGCUAUCCACGCCGGCCACAAGCAAAGACAGGAAAGCAUCAUGGCCUGCGCUUACAGAUCAAGAUUGGCAGGGCGAGAUGCUACAGUGCAGGAGUACCCGUCUUUGGCAUAUAUCAUUUGAGUGUGGCUGAAUGUGGCAUAGGCGCAUAGCGGCACAAAAAAAUAGUUGCCUUCAGAAUCUAUCCAUUGAGUGUGCUAGCAAGCUAAGAGGAAACGCAUCUUUGUUCUUCUCGUCACCUCUAAGCAGAGGAUAAGAAUGGAUUCAACCCUCACUUGCAAACCAAAGUAUCCUCUCUUGCUUGCCUUGAUAUACACAGAGUCAUCAAGUCUGGUAUCAUCAGAAGACCUCUUGCCUUCAACAUAUUAUUUCAGAUGAUCAAUCUGUUCAUUGCACAUUGUGCUGGCACAACUUCCUCAACCACUUUAUCCACAUAUAUUAUCAGCAACAAAGGUGGUGAUGGAAGCUACAGGGUUGAGCUUGGGCAAGUCUGUGCUGGAUGGAGCGCUUGGCUAUGCCAAAUCCGCUGUCGCGGAGGAGGUGGCCCUGCAGCUUGGCAUCCAGCGCGAUCAUGCUUUCAUCAGGGAGGAGCUUGAGAUGAUGCAGGCUUUCCUGAGGGCCGCGCAUGGCGAGCGAGACGACCAUGAGGUGCUCAUGACCUGGGUGAAGCAAGUUCGUGACGUGGCCUAUGACGCCGAGGACUGCCUCCAAGAUUUUUCCAUCCAUCUCAAGAAGCCGUCUUGGUGGCGCCUCCCUUGCACACUGCGCGAGCGGCACCGCAUCGCCAAGCAGAUGAAGGAGCUGAGGGCCAGAGUUGAGGACGUGAGCCAGAGGAACCUGCGCUACCAACUCAUCAAGAGUGCUGGCUCCAAACCUGCAACCACAGCUGAGAUGUCCAGCAUUACAGCUGCAGCAAUAUUCGGCAUCAGUGAAGCUCGGCGUGCUGCGAAGCAUGACAAUUUAAAAGUAGAUCUUGUUGACCUGAUCAACCAGGAGAGCAAGAAUCUUAGGGUGAUAGCGGUGUGGGGAACAAGUGGUGACCUUGGGCAGGCAUCCAUCAUCAAUGAAGCCUAUGAGAACCCAGAUAUCAAGAACAGAUUUCCAUGCCAGGCAUGGGUAAGGGUCUCGCAUCCGUUCAAUCCGAACGACUUCAUCAAGAGCUUAGUGAAGCAGUUUAGAUCAGCUGUGGGGGUGUCAACUCUGCUGGAGACAGAGAAGACAGGGCAAGAGUUGGCCGUGGAGUUCACUAGAUAUGUUGAAGAGAAGAGUUACCUGAUUGUGCUUAAUGGCGUGUACACCUAUGAAGAGUGGAAUGUGAUUAAAGGAUGUUUCCCAAACAACAAGAGGAGGAGCCGAAUCAUAGUGUGUACACCUCAAGCCGAAGUUGCAAGCUUGUGUGCAGGGCAAGAAAGCCAAGUAUUGGAGCUCAAGCAAUUGUCAGCUGAUCAGACUAUUUAUGCUUUCUAUGAGAAGGAUUCUCAGGAGAAAGCAAAUUUUUUGAUGCCAGCGUCUAGCUCAAAUGCAGACACAACAAGUACCAAUGAUAUAGUGGAACAUCAACCUACAGGUGGUGAUGGGAGCAAGGUGGUCACAAGGAGCCUUACUCAACUCAAAACUAUGGCAAGUGCUAUGGAGGAAUCUCAGCUUAUUGGUCGAGAGAAAGAAAAGUAUGAGAUGGUGAAACUUAUUUGCAAUCAAUCUGGUCAUGAACUUCCAGUGAUCUCAGUGUGGGGAAUGGGUGGUCUAGGGAAAACUACUCUAGUCAAAGAUGUUUAUGAAAGCCAGAAGCUCAUUGGCAUGUUUGAGAAGCGCGCUUGUGUCACAGUGAUGCGCCCUUUCAUUCUCAAGGAGUUCCUUAAAAGCUUAAUUAUACAACUAAGUAUGCAAUCUUCUUCUGAAAAGAAGGGAGCAAUAGAUUUUGGGCGCAGUACAAGAAAUACAGCAGUAAUGGUGGGAGUUGAAGAAUUAACCAAAGAUCUAGCUAGGCUCCUUGAAGGGAAGAAGUGCUUGAUUGUUGUUGAUGACGUGUCAUCCAGGGCAGAAUGGGACCAUAUAAUACAACACUUCCCUAAAUUGGAUAGUACAUGCCGGAUUGUAGUCACCACAAGAGAAGAGAGUAUUGCAAAAUAUUGUUCAGAGAAACAAGAAAACAUAUACAAGCUCAAAGUUCUUGAAUACAGAGAUGCACUUCAACUCUUCACAAGAAAGGUAUUUAAGGAGGCCAUAGAUUUGGAUAAACAUCCUGAUCUCAUUGAAGAAGCAAAACUGAUCUUGAAGAAGUGCAAUGGACUUCCCCUUGCAAUAGUCACCAUUGGCGGCUUCUUGGCAAAUCAACCAAAAAUAGCCGUGGAGUGGAGGAAACUAAAUGAGCAUAUUAGUGCUGAGCUGGAAAUGAACCCAGACCUUGAGGUCAUAAGAACAGUCCUUGGCAAAAGUUAUGAUGGUUUACCCUAUCAUCUCAAGUCUUGUUUUUUGUAUCUGUCCAUCUUUCCUGAAGACCACAAGAUUAGCCGAAGACUUCUGAUACGGCGGUGGAGUGCAGAAGGUUACUCAAGAGAGAUUCGUGACAAAACUGCAGAGGAAAUAGCUGACAGCUACUUCAUGCAACUAAUAGGUAGGAGCAUGAUCCUGGCAUCCAAAAGAUCAUCUAACAACAGAAAAGAAAUUGACUCAUGUCAAGUCCAUGAUCUCAUGCGCGAAAUCUGCAUCUUAAAGUCAGCAGAAGAGAAUCUUGUUUUUAGACUGGAGGAAGGUUGCAGUUCAAACACCCAAGACAAAGUUCGUCACCUUGCUGUAAGCAGCAAUUGGAAUGGAGAUAAAGUUGAGUUCGAGAGUGUAGUGGACCUGUCUCAUAUACGGUCAUUAACAGUAUUUGGAUAUUGGAAGCAUUUUUUUAUUUCCGAGAAGAUGAAGUUGCUACGUGUGCUUGACUUGGAAGGCACGUCAGGUCUAUUUGAUCAUCACCUUGAGCACAUUGGGAGGCUUCUUCACCUAAAAUACCUUUCUAUAAGACAAUGUGACGGUAUAUAUCAUCUGCCAGAUUCAUGGGGUAACCUGAAGCAACUGCAGACACUAGAUAUGAAAGGUACACGCGUAUGCAAGCUGCCAAAAACUAUCAUCAAGCUCAGGAAGCUGCAAUACCUUUUUGCUGGGGAUUGUGCUCCUUUUUGUGUGAUUCCAGAUGAAUGCCUACCAGUUGAUCUGGCAAAGCUUUGUCUGGCCUGUUGUGCGCCCAAGUUUUUGGAGGACGUCGAGGAUCUAGAUGGUGAUCUGGAUAGGCAAGAUGUGUGCACUUUCUGGUGCCACGUUGUAUUCCCUACUUUGGCAUCUAGGAGACUAGAGCCAUAUGGUGUUGUGGUGCCAAGAGGGAUGAGGAAUCUGAAAGGCCUGCGCACACUGGGUCUUGUGAACAUCACAAAUGGAAAAGCUAUCCUACAGGACAUAAGAAGGCUGAGUCAGUUACGCAAGUUAGCAGUGAGCGGUGUUAGUAAGAAGAACAGUCAAGAGUUUUGUUCCACCCUUGCCGAUCUUAGCCGUCUAGAAUCACUGUCAGUGCAAUCAAGUGUGGAGCCAGGUUUACAUGGCUGCUUGGAUGGUGUGUCCUCACCACCGAAGAACCUCCAGAGCCUCAAGGUGUCCGGCACCCUGGUCGAACUGCCAGGAUGGAUCGAGGGACUCCAUAGUCUUGUGAAGUUGGUGCUAGAGAGCACUUUGCUAAGGGAGUUUGAUGCCACCAUGCAAGUCCUUGGCAAGCUACCAAAUUUAGCCAUCUUACGCCUACGGUAUCAUCCGUUUCUUCCGUUCGACAUCAAGCGUGGAGAGCGCAUCCGGCUCACAUUCCACCGGGAGGCAUUCCCGAGCCUGAUGGUACUGGAGCUGCUUUCCGUAGGUGGGCUUGGGUUGGUGGAGUUUAAGGACGGAGCAACGCCUAAACUUGAACAGCUACAUUUAGAUCCUAAUGCUGGAACCUAUAGCUCUGGCUUCCUUUCCGGGCUAGCAUCUCUCCAGAGCCUCAAGGAAUUGACCAUGGAGCUGAGAGACUAUUUGUUCAAGGAGAAGUUCCUGGAAGACGUGCAGGACCAGCUUGCCAGGAACCGAAACGGACCCGUUUUCAAGCUGGUCUGAGCUGCUCCGGAGGCCAUCAGAGAUCACCGCUUUGCUGGUUUCAUGUUUCCUAGUAUUUUCUUUCUUUUUUGCGCAUGUACCAGAACAUAACAAAAUACCGCGCACUUUCCAUUUGCAGUGCUCCGAUCCUGUAUGCAUGUGUGUCGUUGGAGUCCAUACAAGUCCUGUAUCAUUUAUCCCU